Molecule: messenger RNA, 1727 nt
Organism: Thlaspi arvense
Lineage: Eukaryota; Viridiplantae; Streptophyta; Magnoliopsida; Brassicales; Brassicaceae
Source: the annotation of a GenBank genome assembly
CGCAUUUAUUGACACGUAGCCAGUUAGAUAUCUCCACGUAACCACUCUCUCGACUCUAGCAAGUGGAUAAAGAACCUUUUGUUUUGAUCAUCGACCGCUCUGAAAAAUCAAUUUGUGAUUCUUCAUCAAAAUUUGAGGGUUUCCUUAGGAUUCUCUGAUUAUUCAAAUCCCAGUCUGAAAUCUUCGAUUCUCAUGGAGGCUGAGUUGCUCGAUUGGGAGUUGGUUCAUGGCUCCGACUCCGAAUCAUCUGAUUCAAUCAUUUCAUCGAACAAGAAAUCAGGGAGUUCAAGUGUAAUCGAUGACGGUAUAAUUCUCUUUGAUCAUUUCUCUGCCACUAAUAUCAUAAAUUUACAUGGUGCGACCACUGAUCGGAGCCUGGAAUCGGGUGAUUCUUCCCGGGUCGAUAACGGGUCGGAGUCUCCGAACCAGAGGCACAAUACGGUAGAGGUUCUGGGUGAUCUGGGUUUCGAUCAAUUAGAUUUACAUGAUUCCAAAAUUGGAAUAUCUGGUGAUGGUGAGGUUAAGGUGAGUGAUUUUGAAGCUGCCGAUGAGAAGCUCGUCGAGAGCGAGGCUGUUUCUGAACCAACUGGUGGAACCGUCGUAUCUGACUGUGAAGAUGUGCGUUUGUUUGAAUCAGACGAUGUGGAAGUUGCUGAUGGAAGGAACGUUGAGAGCCAAUCUGAUGUUGAAGAGCCUGUUGUGGAUUCGAGCAAGCCUUGUUCUGAUUCAGGGGAGGAAGAACUGGUUUCUGGAGAUUCUGGGAAUGUGAAUGAUCAAGGGGUGAUUAUUUGUGAUAGUGUUGUAUCUACUGAAGCAAGGCAAUCUGAUGUUGAAGAGCUUGUCGUGGAUUCGAGCAAGCCUUGUUCUGAUUCAGGGGAGGAAGAACUGGUUUCUGGAGAUUCUGGGAAUGUGAAUGAUCAAGAGGAGAUUGUUUGUGAUGGAGUUGUAUCAACUGAAGCAGUUGAGGAAAGUGGAGGGAAUACUGAAGAAGUUGUGGCUGUAGAUUCUGCCGUGAGAUCUUGUGAUGAGAGUAAAAGCAGAGAGACUGUGUGGUGGAAGAUGCCAUUUGUGCUUGUCAAGUACUAUUCGUUUAGGAUUGGUCCUGUUUGGUCUGUGUCUUUGGCUGCAGCUGUGAUGGGUUUUGUUCUCUUGGGACGCAGACUCUAUAACAUGAAAAAGAAAGCUCAAAGGUUCCAUCUUAAAGUUACCAUUGACGAUAAGAAGGUGUCGCGAGUGAUGAGUCAAGCAGCACGACUCAACGAAGUGUUCACAGAGGUAAGAAGGGUUCCUGUGAUCCGCCCUGCUCUGCCUUCUCCUGGUGCAUGGCCAGUUUUGAGCCUUAGAUGAGAAGCCGAUUACUACUACAAUACAUAUACGCAGUGAAGAAUCAAUCAAGUAAUGUCUUAUAAAUGUUAUGUACCUAUAAGAAUAGAGAUGAUACAUGUGUGUUUUAUGACGUACAUACGCAUUAGUUUACCAUCCUAUGAUAUCGCUUUUGUGAGUCUUGUCUCUGCAUAUACAGUUGAUUGCAUCUCGUAAGCUAUGUGGGUUUUGGUAUGAAUAUCAAAAGGUUUUGAAAGCUUGAAAAUUUUUAAACUUAGGCUCGAGAGCCUUCUUAUUAUCAGAAUUCUUGAUUUUGUUCUUUACUUGAACAAGAAACGUUGGGAUGAUACACAAAACAAUUACAUUUGGUGUAAAAAAUGUUGAAUCUUGGACUUGGAAUCAAU